AUGUCAGGAACCCAGUCACUACCUCCGCCCGAGCUUCCUCAGCUGGUCGCCGAGCAACAUGUCGCUAUCCCGCCCACCGACAAGGACUCGAAGCGACUGAUCGUCGUCCUGUCGCAUGCCUCGCUCGAGACCUACAAGUCGUCACACUCGCGACCUGGUCAUAUGGGCGUCCAGCGCGAGGACAAGUACUCUCUGCUCAACAGCGACGAGCACAUCGGCAUCAUGCGCAAGAUGAACCGCGACAUCUCCGAAGCAAGACCCGACAUUACACACCAGUGUCUGCUCACCCUCCUGGACUCUCCAAUCAACAAGGCAGGCAGGCUGCAGAUCUACAUAUCCACCGCCAAAGGCGUCCUGAUAGAGGUCUCGCCAUCGGUCCGCAUCCCCCGCACUUUCAAACGGUUUGCCGGUCUCAUGGUCCAGCUGCUGCACCGCUUAUCUAUCAGGUCAACCAACUCCCAGGAGAAACUGCUCCGCGUCAUCAACAACCCCAUCACUGAGCAUCUCCCCCCUAAGUGCCGCAAGGUUACCCUCAGUUUUGACGCUCCUGUGACACACGUCAGAAGCUACAUCGACGGGCUUGAUUCGGACGAGAGCAUUUGCGUCUUCGUUGGCGCCAUGGCCAAGGGCCCUGACAACUUUGCCGACGCAUACGUGGACGAGAAGAUCUCUAUCAGCAACUUCAGCUUGUCUGCCAGUGUCGCCUGCAGCAAGUUUUGUCACGCCGCCGAGGACGCUUGGGACGUGCUCUGA
This is a messenger RNA of Diaporthe citri, 753 nucleotides long. RefSeq lists its product as uncharacterized. The transcript is spliced from 2 exons. Lineage: Eukaryota; Fungi; Ascomycota; Sordariomycetes; Diaporthales; Diaporthaceae. Gene Ontology annotation, cellular component: nucleolus; small-subunit processome. Gene Ontology annotation, biological process: rRNA base methylation. Gene Ontology annotation, molecular function: rRNA (pseudouridine) methyltransferase activity; rRNA binding. The coding region runs from base 1 to 753 and encodes 250 amino acids. The record is from RefSeq and is a predicted model, not a curated record.